Messenger RNA from Clupea harengus (Atlantic herring), 1998 nucleotides. RefSeq lists its product as uncharacterized. The record is from RefSeq and is a predicted model, not a curated record. NCBI's taxonomy places the organism in Eukaryota, Metazoa, Chordata, Actinopteri, Clupeiformes, Clupeidae.
ACAUCAGCAGCAGAAUGACUCAUCUGAUGUUUCUGGUCUACUUGUUCACAUCAAGUGCUUCAUUCUCAUUCGCACAGUCAACCUCUAUAACUUCUACAACCUCUAUAACUUCUACGACUUCAAAUAUCUUUGCUAUUGUUGAAGGGGAGGUUGGUUCAGGGGAGGUUGAUUCAGGUGAACUUGUUGAGUCUCCAACAACUGCAAGUACACCUGAGUUAACUACUUCAACCACACGUUCAACAGCCACAUCAAAAACGACUACACCAGUCACCCUUCCAGCAUCAGCUGCAUCAACCAGCACUGCCACCAGCAUGCCUAAAACAGUUACACCAACAAAUUCUCCAACAACUGGGAUUACAAAUGAAAGAACCACAUCAACCUAUCUUCCAACAAGCACAACUGAACAUGCUACACCCUCAAGUAUCCUUGAAACAAGUGCAUCAACUCAUGACCCAACCUUGAGUACAGCUAUGACACCAACCAGCCCUCCUACAAGUUCAAGUACACCACAUCAUAGUACAUCAACCAACCCCACCACCAGCGUAACUUCAUUUGAUCAAACCACAUCAGAGCAAUCUACACCAAUCUACACCAGCAUGCCUAAAACAGUUACACCAACACAUUCUCCAACAACUGGGAUUACAAAUGAAAGAACCACAUCAACCUAUCUUCCAACAAGCACAACUGAACAUGCUACAACCUCAAGUAUCCUUGAAACAAGUACAUCAACUUAUGACCCAACCUUGAGUACAGCUAUGAAACCAACCAGCCCUCCUACAAGUACACCACGUCAUAGUACAUCAACCAACCCCACCACCAGCGUAACUUCAUUUGAUCAAACCACAUCAGAGCAAUCUACACCAAUCUACACCAGCAUGCCUAAAACAGUUACACCAACACAUUCUCCAACAACUGGGAUUACAAAUGAAAGAACCACAUCAACCUAUCUUCCAACAAGCACAACUGAACAUGCUACAACCUCAAGUAUCCUUGAAACAAGUACAUCAACUUAUGACCCAACCUCAAGUACAGCUAUGAAACCAACAAGCCCUCCUACAAGUACACCUGAGACAACUAUGUCAUCAGCUGCAUCAACCAGCACUGCCACCAGCAUGCCUAUAACAGUUACACCAACACAUUCUCCAACAACUGGGAUUACAAAUGAAAGAACCACAUCAACCUAUCUUCCAACAAGCACAACUGAACAUGCUACAACCUCAAGUAUCCUUGAAACAAGUACAUCAACUCAUGACCCAACCUCAAGUACAGCUAUGAAACCAACCAGCCCUCCUACAAGUACACCUGAGACAACUAUGUCAUCAGCUGCAUCAACCAGCACUGCCACCAGCGGAACUUCAUUUGAUCAAACCACAUCAGAGCAAUCUACACCAAGAGGCCCAUCCACUGCUGACCCAAAUCCACCCCUUCUGAAUUUAACUACAUUAGUCUAUGGAAGUCUCAUGUUGACAUCUGAAGUUGAACUUAAUGAUGACACAGCUGUGAUACUAAUGAAAGAGUUUGAGAAGUACCUUCAAGCACAGGCGAACACCACUGUGAGGAUUAAAGUGAAUCGGGUGGAACAAGUUCCAUGACGUACAAACUACAGCAUAGCAUCUUUUCUGCAACACAUCUUUCUUUUACAGUGUUGAGGAGUAACUAGUUACAUGUAAUGUUUCGUAAUUAAAGUACAGAGUAAAUAUAACUGUAAUCUAUUACAUAAAAUGGGUCAUUAAAUUACUAAUCAGAAUGUUGGUGUUGGUAUUAAAAUAGUAAAUUGCUUAUUACAUUUUAACAGGGUAACUAGUAAACUAUAACUUAUUACAUUUUAAAAGUAACCUUUCCAACUUUGACAGGCGGCUUAGUGAGGAAGUGUGAAGGCAAAGUGGAGCAGAGGGCUGAAUGUUACCCAAGGCAUAUUAAUUACUACAUUACUGAAGUACCAUGCAAACUGCCACUUCAAGUUUUAGUGUGAAAUAGACACAGGAUUAAAUGUAUUGA